ACAUAAAACUCAGCAAAGUCUUCUCAGUCCUCAUCCGGUUCACCUUUUCACCAUCACAUUCCUUCCCCAUCAAUUCUUCUUCUUCUCUUUUCCUUCCUUCAAUUACACACUCUAAUCCCUCCACCUUUUUGACCAACAAAUUACAUAUAUAAUUAUAUAUCAUGUAUAUAUACACUCGAACACACCACUUCAAUAAUAAUUACUCACCCAACAAAAGAUGAUAAUUAACAAAUCAAUUAUAUCACUAAUUAUUUUCAUAAUUAUAACAGUCACUACUUACUUUAUAUCAAUCGGAAGUACAGGACGAAUCUCAACCGUUGAUUUCAGAUCUCAAUUCUCAUUCCUAUCCAAAAAUGUUACUCACAGUAAUAAUAAUUAUUACACACCCUGCCGUACAGGAUUACCGCUUAGGGUUUACAUGUACGAUUUACCCAACAGGUUUAACGUUGCAAUGCUGAGUCAGAAGUUCGCCGGAGAAAAGAAUAUUCCGGUGAAUUCGGGGAAUAUUCCGUCGUGGCCGAGAAAUUCGGGAUUGAAGCAGCAACAUAGUGUAGAGUAUUGGUUGAUGGCGUCAUUGUUGUGUGAGAAUUGUACGGAUGAAGCGGUUAGGGUUUUGGAUCCGGAUUUGGCGGAUGUGUUUUUUGUGCCGUUUUUUAGUUCGUUGAGUUUUAAUACACAUGGAAGAAAUAUGACUGAUCCUGAUACUGAAGUUGAUAAACAAUUGCAGGUUGACAUCCUCAAGUUCUUGAGACAGUCAAGCUAUUGGCAAAGGACAGCUGGAAGAGACCAUGUAAUUCCAAUGCACCAUCCUAAUGCUUUUAGGUUUCUCAGAGAGGAGGUGAAUGCAUCCAUUCUUAUUGUUGCAGAUUUUGGACGUUACUCUAAAGCCAUGUCAAAUUUGCGUAAAGACGUUGUUGCUCCUUAUAUGCAUGUAAUGGAGUCUUUCUUGGAUGAUGAUUCUCCAGAUCCUUACAACUCACGUACUACUCUUCUUUUCUUCAAAGGACGGACAGUGAGAAAAUCUGAAGGCGUGGUACGUGCUAAGCUAGGAAGUAUAUUGAAAAAUUACGAGGAUGUUCAUUAUGAAUCGAGCUUUGCAACAGGAGAAAACAUAAAAGCUUCUUCACAGGGAAUGCGCUCGUCCAAAUUCUGUCUGAAUCCAGCAGGAGACACUCCAUCCUCAAACCGCCUGUUUGACGCUAUAGUGAGCCACUGUGUUCCUGUUAUUGUGAGCGACCGAAUUGAGCUACCUUUUGAAGAUGAAUUAGACUACAACAAAUUUUCAGUUUUCUUCUCCGUGAAAGAAGCAUUAACACCUGGUUAUAUGGUCCAACAGCUCAGAAAAAUCUCAAAGGAGCAAUGGCUCGAAAUGUGGAGGCGACUUAAAGAAGUUGCACAUCACUAUGAAUAUCAAUAUCCUCCAAGAAAAGAUGAUGCUGUGAAUAUGAUAUGGAGGCAGGUUCGGCAUAAGGUUCCUGCUGAAAGACUUGCUGUACAUAGAGCUCGGAGAUUAAAAGUGCCAGAUUGGUGGCGAUGAACAUUAAACUGACUGGAUUAAAUACCUGUCCAGGCCUGCAGGGUUCUACUAUAUGGAAACCCUUUCAUCACGUUGUGGCCCGUGUCCCUCUUCAUUAUUCUUUUAAAAAGGAUUUUUUGUAUAAUUCAUUGUCAUUCAUUGAAUCAUAGUUACCUUUAAUCCCUUAAUGGGAAGUAUAGUUUUACUGCAUAGGUCCUCAAUUAAAUUAUAUCUGUAACCAAAAGUUGAUUCAGGAGCAAUAAUUACGUCAUUUUUAGAUUUUUCUCUUUGAGUUAAAUCUAGUUA
Erigeron canadensis is the source of this 1822-nucleotide messenger RNA. RefSeq names its product probable arabinosyltransferase ARAD1. Gene Ontology annotation, molecular function: glycosyltransferase activity. The coding region runs from base 218 to 1537 and encodes 439 amino acids. NCBI's taxonomy places the organism in Eukaryota, Viridiplantae, Streptophyta, Magnoliopsida, Asterales, Asteraceae. The record is from RefSeq and is a predicted model, not a curated record. The transcript has 4 exons.